Penicillium odoratum is the source of this 1251-nucleotide messenger RNA. RefSeq names its product translation initiation factor eIF5. The transcript has a single exon. The coding region runs from base 1 to 1251 and encodes 416 amino acids. Gene Ontology annotation, cellular component: cytosol. The record is from RefSeq and is a predicted model, not a curated record. Lineage: Eukaryota; Fungi; Ascomycota; Eurotiomycetes; Eurotiales; Aspergillaceae. Gene Ontology annotation, biological process: formation of translation preinitiation complex; formation of cytoplasmic translation initiation complex; translational initiation. Gene Ontology annotation, molecular function: GDP-dissociation inhibitor activity; eukaryotic initiation factor eIF2 binding; translation initiation factor activity.
AUGGCUACCGUCAACAUUCGCCGGGAUAUCUCCGAUCCCUUCUACCGCUACAAGAUGGAGAAGCUGCAGUCCAAGAUUGAGGGCAAGGGCAACGGUAUCAAGACCGUCAUUGUCAACCUCAACUCGGUCGCCCAGUCACUCAGCCGUCCUCCUGCCUAUGUGAUCAAGUACUUCGGUUUUGAACUCGGUGCCCAGGCCAACGCCAAGCCGACUGACGACCGUUGGAUCAUCAACGGUGCCCACGAUGCCAACAAGCUCCAGGACUACCUGGAUGGAUUCAUCACCAAGUUCGUGCUCUGCAAGAAGUGCAAGAACCCCGAGACCGAUGUUAUCAUCAAGGAUGAGCGGAUCACUCUCGACUGCAAGGCCUGUGGCCAGCGUUGCGACGCCGACCCCCGCCUGAAGCUGAGCACCUUCAUUGUCCGCAACAACCCCAAGGGCGGCAAGAAGGAAAAGAAGGACAAGAAGGCCCGCCGCGAGGCCAAGAAGGAGAAGCAGAACAACGGCGAGGAUGUCAGCCCCGGUGAUAGCAACAACUCCGAGGACGGCGAAGAUAAUGGCGAUGAGGCCCUUGAGGCCGGUAGUGACGAUGAGCUCGUCCGCCAGGCCAAGAACCUCCAGCUGGAGCAGGAAAUCAAGGAUGAUGACUGGGCUGUUGACGUGUCUGAGGAGGCCGUCAAGGCUCGCGCCAAGGAUCUCCCCGAUGACCUUAAGCGCGCUGUCGUCAUUGAGGACGCUGACGGUGAUGAAGCCGAUGGCCCUUCAUCCUACGAGCAACUAGGUAGCUGGAUCAUCGAGACCGCCGAACAGAAGGGUAGCGUUACCGAGGUCGAAGACAUUGAGAUUUACAAGAAGGCCAAGGAGUUUGGCAUCGAGUCCAAGCACAAGACUCUCACUGUUCUGGCCCAGAGCAUCUUCGACGAGAAGAUCGUCAAGCAGAUUGAGGCCCGUGCUCCCCUUCUCAAGAAGAUGAUCACUUCGGACCGCCACGAGAAGGCCUUCCUGGGCGGUACUGAGCGCUUUGUCGGCCAGGAUCACCCGGCCCUGAUCCCCCAGAUUCCCGCCAUCCUUCUUGGCUACUACCAGAACGACCUUGUGUCUGAGGAAGCCCUCAAGGCCUGGGGCGCCAAGGCUAGCAAGAAGUUUGUUGACAUCUCUGUCAGCAAGAAGAUUCGCAAGGCUGCCCAGCCCUUCCUGGAGUGGCUCGAGAAUGCGGAGAGCGAGGACGAGAGCGAGGAAGACAGCGAGUAG